Nycticebus coucang (slow loris) is the source of this 1356-nucleotide messenger RNA. RefSeq names its product glutamine synthetase. The transcript has a single exon. The record is from RefSeq and is a predicted model, not a curated record. Gene Ontology annotation, molecular function: glutamine synthetase activity. Lineage: Eukaryota; Metazoa; Chordata; Mammalia; Primates; Lorisidae. Gene Ontology annotation, cellular component: cytoplasm. The coding region runs from base 123 to 1244 and encodes 373 amino acids.
CGAGGAUGGGAGAAGAGUAGGGCGUUUGAGCAGCGUAUCGGCCUCCUCUCCUCUCUUCACCUCGCUCUCGCGGCCUGCCCGCCUGCCCGCCUUCCCGCUCACCGCCCAGAACAUCUUCCACCAUGGCCACCUCAGCAAGUUCCCACUUAAACAAAGGCAUCAAGCAGGUGUAUAUGUCCCUGCCUCAGGGCGAGAAAGUCCAAGCCAUGUAUAUCUGGAUCGAUGGUACCGGAGAAGGUCUACGCUGCAAGACCCGCACCCUGGACUGUGAGCCCAAGUGUGUAGAAGAGUUACCUGAGUGGAAUUUUGAUGGCUCUAGUACUUUACAGUCUGAAGGCUCCAACAGUGACAUGUAUCUUGUACCUGCUGCCAUGUUCCGGGACCCCUUCCGCAAGGACCCCAAUAAGCUGGUGUUCUGUGAAGUUUUCAAGUAUAAUCGAAAGCCUGCAGAGACCAAUUUGAGGCACACCUGUAAGAGGAUAAUGGACAUGGUGAGCACCCAGCACCCUUGGUUUGGAAUGGAACAGGAAUACACACUGAUGGGGACAGAUGGGCACCCCUUCGGUUGGCCCGCCAAUGGCUUCCCUGGGCCCCAGGGUCCUUAUUACUGUGGUGUGGGAGCAGACAGAGCCUAUGGCAGGGAUAUUGUGGAGGCUCACUACAGAGCCUGCUUGUAUGCUGGAGUCAAGAUUGCCGGGACUAAUGCUGAGGUCAUGCCUGCCCAGUGGGAAUUCCAAAUUGGACCCUGUGAAGGAAUCAGCAUGGGAGAUCAUCUCUGGGUGGCCCGUUUCAUCUUGCAUCGAGUCUGUGAAGACUUUGGGGUGAUAGCAACCUUUGAUCCCAAGCCCAUUCCUGGGAACUGGAAUGGUGCAGGCUGCCAUACCAACUUCAGCACCAAGGCCAUGCGGGAGGAGAAUGGUUUGAAGUACAUUGAGGAGGCCAUUGAGAAACUAAGCAAGCGGCACCAGUACCACAUUCGCGCCUACGAUCCCAAGGGGGGCCUGGACAAUGCCCGGCGCCUAACUGGAUUCCACGAAACCUCCAACAUCAACGACUUUUCUGCUGGUGUAGCCAACCGUAGUGCCAGCAUCCGCAUUCCCCGGACUGUUGGCCAGGAGAAGAAGGGCUACUUUGAAGACCGUCGUCCCUCUGCCAACUGCGACCCCUUCUCGGUGACAGAAGCCCUCAUCCGCACGUGUCUUCUCAAUGAAACUGGCGAUGAGCCCUUCCAGUACAAAAACUAAAUGGACUAGACCAUUGAGCCCCUCUGGUUCUCCAUCCCACUCCAAAUCUUCCCCCCUCUCCCAAUUGCCCCAGUUGUAACUCAAAAGGGUGGAAUAUCAAGGUCUUUUUUUU